UCUUCACGAUGCAUCCAGUUUCACUUGAGCAAGCCAGCUGACGGUCGCACGCGCAAUGCUCCGGUUCCGCUGAAUCUCUCUGAUAGUCUCUGAUGAUCUCCCCUCAGAUGAACAUGAGUCGGAGCGAGCAUUCAUUGCAGGCUCUGUCCUGGAGAAAGCUUUAUCUGAGCAGAGCCAAACUCAAAGCGUCCAGUCGCACGUCUGCUCUUUUAUCCGGUUUCGCAAUGGUGGCCAUGGUGGAAGUACAACUUGACAGCAAUCACGACUAUCCACCAGGACUGCUCAUCGCUUUCAGCGCUUGCACCACUGUGUUGGUGGCCGUCCACCUGUUCGCCCUCAUGGUGAGCACCUGUAUCCUCCCGAACAUCGAAGCGGUCAGCAACGUGCACAACCUCAACUCGGUGAAGGAGUCUCCUCAUGAGAGAAUGCAUCGCCACAUCGAGCUGGCCUGGGCUUUUUCCACAGUCAUUGGGACGUUGCUCUUCCUGGCCGAGGUGGUCCUGCUGUGCUGGGUCAAGUUUUUGCCCAUUAAGCCGAAAGACCAGAAAAAUGGUACUAUAUCCGCCGGGGUGGCCGCUGCGAUCACGUCUACCUCCAUCAUGGUGCCUUUCGGCUUUAUUUUUAUCGUCUUCGCUGUGCAUUUCUACCGCUCGCUGGUCAGCCACAAGACCGACAGGCAGUUUCAAGAGUUAGAAGAGUUGGAGGACUUACAGAACGAACUGGACCAUAGAGGGGAGGCGUCGACCUUACAGUCUCCCAGUUCCCUUUACCCCUAGUUUUGAGUUUGGGAAAGAGCUUCUGUUAAUAUUUUAGGUUUGUCAAGUGUUGCAACACAUCGUGUUUUUGACCAUGGUAUUGAUCUUUGUUGCAUGUGGACACCGAAGCGUCCAGUUUUGUACACUGUUUCUGCUAGAUUUAAUGAGAUCAGACUCAGACUCUACAACUGUGAAAGCAUGCACUGCAUGUUUUAUGGAUAUUUUGUUUUAAAGUGCACCUAUUAUGCUAUUUUAAAGAUUCCUGAUUUUGUUUAGGAUGUCUCCUACAAAAGGUUUACAUGCCAAGGUAUUAAAUACAUA
This is a messenger RNA of Pimephales promelas (fathead minnow), 1076 nucleotides long. It is a transcript of the gene orai1b, whose product is annotated as ORAI calcium release-activated calcium modulator 1b. The record is from RefSeq and is a predicted model, not a curated record. Lineage: Eukaryota; Metazoa; Chordata; Actinopteri; Cypriniformes; Leuciscidae. Gene Ontology annotation, biological process: store-operated calcium entry. Gene Ontology annotation, cellular component: membrane. Gene Ontology annotation, molecular function: store-operated calcium channel activity.